AUUCCGGAAGUCGUUUUGACUCAUUUCAAGUGAAGAAAAACCGCUUUAAAUAACUGGGUAUAUCUAGGUUGUCGCACAGGGAGCACACAGGGUGAGCACAUCACCUUCGCCAGUAAUGAAACAAAAACAGUUAGAGAGUUAUCUCCAACAGGUGGACGGCUUUGAGGAGCCGAAACUCCGUCUUGAGCAAUAUCCAACCAGUCCUCAUAUUGCUGCAUGCAUGCUUUAUACAAUCCAGAACACGUUUGAUGACAUUAAGGGUAAACUAGUGGCAGAUCUGGGAUGUGGCUGUGGAGUCCUCAGCAUCGGGGCUGCGAUGCUUGAUGCAGGUUUGUGCAUCGGCUUCGACAUUGACGACGACGCACUGGAUAUAUUCAGAAGAAAUGCUGAGGAAUUUGACAUUUCUAACGUGGAUCUGGUCCAGUGUGACCUGUGUUCUCUGGAUGCAGAGGCUUACGUCAAAAAGUUUGACACUGUAAUAAUGAAUCCACCAUUUGGAACAAAACACAACCAAGGCAUGGACAUGAAGUUCUUAUGGGCUGCUUUAUCAAUGGCAAAGACAGCAGUGUAUUCACUCCAUAAAACAUCAACACGAGAGCACAUACAAAAGAAGGCUAAUGACUGGGGAGUGAAGAUGGAAGUAAUAGCAGAACUAAGAUAUGACUUGCCAGCAGUCUUACAAGUUCCACAAAAAGAAAUCGGUUGACAUCCAGGUGGACUUCCUACGAUUCUCAAAAGCCUGAAGCUUUCACUGGAAUGGAUUUAAGUUGCCUCUGCAUUCUCACCGUUUAUAAUAAAUGUUUUCACAAAAAAAAAAAUCCCAUCCUUGUGCAAUGUCGUGACUAA
This is a messenger RNA of Cottoperca gobio, 846 nucleotides long. RefSeq names its product methyltransferase 5, N6-adenosine (gene mettl5). Bases 116 to 706 code for a protein of 196 amino acids. Lineage: Eukaryota; Metazoa; Chordata; Actinopteri; Perciformes; Bovichtidae. Gene Ontology annotation, biological process: rRNA methylation. The transcript is spliced from 7 exons. Gene Ontology annotation, molecular function: rRNA (adenine-N6-)-methyltransferase activity; nucleic acid binding. The record is from RefSeq and is a predicted model, not a curated record.